Hansenula anomala is the source of this 1410-nucleotide messenger RNA. RefSeq names its product SCF ubiquitin ligase complex subunit CDC4 (gene CDC4). The transcript has a single exon. The annotation marks the transcript as partial. Gene Ontology annotation, molecular function: protein binding. The record is from RefSeq and is a predicted model, not a curated record. NCBI's taxonomy places the organism in Eukaryota, Fungi, Ascomycota, Saccharomycetes, Phaffomycetales, Wickerhamomycetaceae.
AAUUUGAUUUUCAGAUUGAUCACAAAAGCUGAUAGAAGCACGUUAAGUGACUUUAGAGAUUCAAUAACCGAAGGUUUAAGACGAGAUGUUAUUUCAAAUCUACCGCUGGAAAUUUCAUACAAAAUCUUGAAAUAUUUGGAUUAUAAAUCACUGAAUAAUAUCUUGUUAGUUUCCAAAAAUUGGAAUAAACUAAUAACUGGUGAAUUUUGGAAAAAUUUGCUGAUUAAAGAUAAUUUCAUAACCAGUGAAGAAUUAUUAGAAUCAACUUCAAAAUUGGUCAACAAUCCUAAUUAUUAUCAAAGCUUAUACAUUAAAAGAUUUAAAUUGCAUCAAAAUUGGACUGACCCUUCAUUUGAACCAAGAAAAAUUACGGUUCCAGGACAUGGUGCUAACGUUGUUACUUGUUUACAAUUUGAUGAUGAAAAAAUCAUUUCAGGUGCUGACGAUAACAUGAUCAACAUUUAUAAUCCAGAUAAUGGUGAACUUAUCAAAAUCCUUUCAGGCCACGAAGGUGGGGUUUGGGCUUUGAAAUAUGUUGGUAAUCAAAUUGUAAGUGGUUCAACUGAUAGAACAGUUAGGGUUUGGAAUCUGACCACAGGGAAAUGUACACAUAUUUUCAAAGGUCAUACUUCCACUAUUAGAUGCAUGGAAAUUGUUACAAAUGAAGAAACAAAUGAAAAAUUCAUUAUUACAGGUUCAAGAGAUAGUACUUUACAUGUUUGGAGAUUACCAGAUGAAGAUGAUCAAGGUGAAGAUUAUGAUGAAAAUGAUGUUAUUAAUCCAUACUUUGUUUGUGUUUUGAGAGGUCAUACCGCUUCAGUCAGAGCUGUCACAGGGCAUGGAAAUUUGAUUGUAUCAGGUUCUUAUGAUCAUACAGUUAGAGUCUGGGACUUGAAAGAACAAAAGUGUAAAUUUGUUUUGAGAGGUCAUACUGAUAGAAUCUAUUCUUGUCUUUUAGAUUUGGAAAGAAAUAGAUGCAUAUCAGCUUCUAUGGAUUCAACGAUAAGAGCCUGGAGUUUAGAGGAUGGACAUUGUAUUGUUGAAUUAACUAAACAUACAUCAUUAGUUGGAUUAUUAGGGUUAUCAUCAAAUUAUUUAGUUAGUGCAGCUGCUGACGGUACAUUAAGAGGUUGGAAUCCAAAUACUUAUGAUAAUGAAUUUACAUUACAUCAUGAUAACCAUGCGGCUAUAACUACAUUCCAUUCUUCUCCUAAUAUCUUAGUCAGUGGAAGUGAAGGUCAAUUUAAUGUUUAUGAUUUAAGCGCAAAAGGUGUGUUGAUAAGGUCAAACCUUCUGGCUGAUUCUGGUCAAAUUUGGUCCGCAAAAUUCAACUAUUCAAAAUGUGUUGUUGCAGUGGAGAAGAAUGCACAAAGUUUUAUUGAAAUUUUAGAUUUCAGUAAAAGUGCUUGA